CCAGACUGGCUGUUCUUACAUGACUUCGCACUGGACGCAUUGAACUGUGACAUUGGAGGCUGUAGCUACGUGGUCCAUCAGUUUAUUUUAGGUAAAAUAGGAUUUAAACAUCUCAACAGUAGCAAGAGGAAGCUUUCGGCCGUAACAAAAAAUCUCGAAAGCUUUUCUUUUAAAUCUAUUUUUCUACUUUAGCACCGUGCUGGACGGAUCUGCCAUAGAGGAUAUAUGUUCGGUAAAGGUGCGAAGCGGAAGCUGGACGAGGAUGAAGAGGGGCUGGAAGGCAAAACGCUGGAGGCGCCGGUGGCGGGAGGGGGACUAGGCUUCUGUCCGGAGGGCUUGUCCAAGGUGUCGUACAACCUGCAGCGGCAGACCAUCUUCAACAUCUCCCUGAUGAAGCUGUACAGCCAGCGGCCGAUGGGCGAGCCCAGCCUGGAGCGCCGCGUCCUCAUCAACAACAUGCUGCGACGCAUCCAGGACGAACUCAAGCAGGAAGGCUCCCUGCGGCCGCUGCUCCUGCCGCCCUCGCCGCCGCCCGACGACCCCAUGGAUGAGGGUUUCCGUGACGCGCCGCCCUCCUUUGGUGUUUUGUCAGCGGCGGCACAGGUGUCCCAGCCGUCUGCGCUGUUGAUGCCGGCGAUCGUCCCGCCGCCUUCGCCCCACCCAAUGGUGCCUCCCAACUGCCAGGCAUCCCAGGCGUGCCCCACCCGCGUGGAGAUCUGCCCCGCCCCUCUGGACGCCUGCCUCACUCCCGCCUCUUUACUGGAGGACGACGGUGGAGAUUCAGCCUUUUGUACUCCAUCCCCGCCCACUCCUCCUAUGUCGCCUCCCCCGGCGCCGCCUCCUCCGCUCCCUUCGGCGCUUCUGAGCCAGGCGCCCGUCAGGGUCGCUGUGCCGGCCUCGUCCAACGACGGUUUCCCCUCCGCUCUGAGUGACAUGGAGUUGGGUCCUCCCACAGCCAUAACAAGGACAGCAGCAGCUAAUACUACGACCGUGACUACCUCCCCAGCUCCCACGCCACUCGCCCAGCCCUCCCACUUAGCACCCCUCUCCCCAGCACCCACGGGUCCACUCAGAGACAGCAGGACCAUGGGUGCUAAACCAGAGGCAGCUGGCGUCUUGCUAGCGGACGCCCGCUGUGGCGAGCUCCGGCCGAUGGACACUUUGCCCCCUGUUGGCCUAGUAGACAUUUCCUCCUCUUCUUCCUCUUCCUCGCCCUCGGGGUUUCUCUCAGACUUGGCGCUGGACGACGUCCUGUUCGCCGACAUCGACACGUCCAUGUAUGACUUUGACCCCUGUACGACAGCGGGGGCGGUGGGCGUGACAGCAGGCGGUGGCCUCACCAAACUGUCGCCGGUGGUGACGGCGGACGACCUCCUCAAAUCGCUGGCGUCGCCGUAUAGCGGCCCCGCCCCCCAGGUUUCAGCCAAUCAGCCUUUCAAAAUUGAUCUGACAGAACUGGACCACAUCAUGGAGGUGUUGGUGGGCUCGUGACUCGCGGACGCCAGAAACAGACAUUUUAAUAACAGACUGGAAUGAACAUUUGUUUUUUUUUUUCCUGUUUUUUAAGUUUUUUUUUUAAAAAACUCUUCAAAAGUCGGUAAUUGUAAACAUCGAUAGUGAUGUCAGUUAGUACUACUAUGACAACUACUACUACACAACACUGUGCAUGCACUGUGCUCGCCUUUCCAAAUAUGGAAAUGAAGUAACCGGGAAACAAAGACACACAUUUUGUAGUUUGUAUUUCUAUACUUGUGAGGACCUCCAUCGACUCCAUUCAUUCCCUAAUAAUCCUAAUUUAAUCCUAGUUUUAAUCUUUAACCUGAGCCUAAGCCUUAACCCUAAAACUGUAAAUAGAAAAACAAAUGAGGACCGGCAAAUUGUCCUCAUUCUGGAGGAUUUGUGCAAUCAUUCUAUCCUUGUGAGGACAUUACAGGUAUAGUAAUACAAGCCAACACACACACACACACACACACACACACACACUGAAUUCAUGGCUUUUAGCAGACGAGUGCCUUUCAAAAUGACCACUUCUUCAAUUCCUGUUUUUACAGUAUUUUUUCUAGUUCUUUUCACUUUAACAGCCGAGCAAGGUCACCCCUCAAUGUUGUUGUUUUUUUAAUUUAUUGUAUUGUGUUAUAAAACUAUUAUUAAGUAA
Messenger RNA from Sebastes umbrosus (honeycomb rockfish), 2155 nucleotides. It is a transcript of the gene sertad2b, whose product is annotated as SERTA domain containing 2b. Gene Ontology annotation, cellular component: nucleus. Gene Ontology annotation, molecular function: transcription regulator activity. Lineage: Eukaryota; Metazoa; Chordata; Actinopteri; Perciformes; Sebastidae. The coding region runs from base 226 to 1491 and encodes 421 amino acids. The record is from RefSeq and is a predicted model, not a curated record. The transcript is spliced from 2 exons.